AUGGGCCUAGUGAAGCGAGUCAACGAAAUAGAUGGAACAUUGUUUGGAGAUAUUGGUUUGUUAAAGUGCGACCCGGUAAAAAUACAGCUGAAGGAAAAUGCUGUUCCAUACAGUAUUAACACUGCCCGCAGAGUGCCAUUUCCGAUACUGUCCAAGGUCAAGGAAGAGCUGGAAUAUAUGGUGAGCGUUGGGGUCAUCGAACCAGUUACUGAGCCGACAGACUGGUGCGCCCCUAUGGUUCCUGUUGUUAAACGCAAUGGGAAUAUACGCAUCUGCGUGGAUUUGAAGAAACUGAAUGAAUCGGUGCGUCGGGAGCGAUUCAUACUGCCAACUUUCGAUGAUAUAAUCCCUAAGCUGGUAGGAGCACGUGUGUUUUCGAAGUUGGAUGCGUCGAGUGGGUUUUAUCAAAUGCCACUAGACCCUGAGAGUUCAAGAUACACCACAUUCAUCACACCGUUUUGGGCAGUACUGUUUCCGCCGCGUCCUAUUCGGGAUUACAUCAGCACCAGCGGUGUUCCAACGUAA
Priapulus caudatus is the source of this 525-nucleotide messenger RNA. RefSeq lists its product as uncharacterized. The record is from RefSeq and is a predicted model, not a curated record. The transcript has a single exon. NCBI's taxonomy places the organism in Eukaryota, Metazoa, Priapulida, Priapulimorpha, Priapulimorphida, Priapulidae. The coding region runs from base 1 to 525 and encodes 174 amino acids.